Messenger RNA from Chaetura pelagica (chimney swift), 696 nucleotides. RefSeq names its product mitochondrial ribosome recycling factor (gene MRRF). Lineage: Eukaryota; Metazoa; Chordata; Aves; Apodiformes; Apodidae. Gene Ontology annotation, biological process: translation. The record is from RefSeq and is a predicted model, not a curated record. Bases 1 to 624 code for a protein of 207 amino acids. The transcript has 5 exons. Gene Ontology annotation, molecular function: ribosomal large subunit binding. Gene Ontology annotation, cellular component: mitochondrion.
AUGUCCAGUGUAAUUGCAGCUAAAGGCAAAGGGCAGAGUCCAGCCAAGGUGAAUAUCAGUGCUGCCCUCGUUGAGGAUAUUAUCAAUUUGGAGGAAACCAAUGAAGACAUGCAGGCAGUGAUAGAAGCUCUCAAAGAAGAUUUCAGCAGAAACCUCAGUGUUAGGACCUCACCAGGGGCCCUUGAUCACAUCGUGGUGGUGACAAAGGACGGGAAGUUUCCGCUGAACCAGCUGGGACAGAUCUCACAGAAGUCACCACAGCUCUUGCUAGUGAACAUGACCAGUUUUCCAGAGAGCACAGCUGCAGCUACGAAGGCUAUAAGGGAGAGUGGCAUGAACCUGAACCCAGAAGUGGAUGGGACAAUAAUUCGGGUGCCAAUUCCUAAGGUCACGAGAGAGCACAGGGAGAGCCUGGCCAAGCUUGCCAAGCAGUCCACCAACAAGUCCAAAGAGGCCCUGAGAAAGGUGCGAAGCAAGAGUAUGAACCAGGUAAAGAAGUCCAAGAGCAAAGUGUCUGAAGACACCAUCUGGCUGCUAGAAAAGCAGAUCCAGCAAAUGGCAGACAAUGCUGCAGCAGAGAUGGACAAGCUGCUGGCAGCCAAGACUAAGGAGCUGCUAGGAUAAGAGCCAUCCCUACAGACACUCCUCCCUCAAGCAAGAACUGGCUGCCACCACCCCAGGGGUCAUCCCUGCCCA